Messenger RNA from Seriola dumerili (greater amberjack), 5410 nucleotides. It is a transcript of the gene arid2, whose product is annotated as AT-rich interaction domain 2. Gene Ontology annotation, molecular function: DNA binding. Lineage: Eukaryota; Metazoa; Chordata; Actinopteri; Carangiformes; Carangidae. Gene Ontology annotation, cellular component: SWI/SNF superfamily-type complex. The transcript is spliced from 21 exons. The record is from RefSeq and is a predicted model, not a curated record. The coding region runs from base 27 to 5123 and encodes 1698 amino acids. Gene Ontology annotation, biological process: regulation of DNA-templated transcription.
UUUAACCGUUUUUGCAUGCAAAAACAAUGGCAAAUUCGACGGGGAAAAAUCUACUAGAUCAGCGAAGGAAAGGACAGGCUUUCCUGGACGAGCUGCGGCAAUUCCACCAAAGCAGAGGAUCGGCGUUCAAGAAGAUUCCUAUCGUGGGUGGGAAAGAGCUGGAUCUGAAUGCUCUCUAUAUCAGAGUCGUCUCUUUAGGUGGAUUUGCAAAGGUCUCUGACAAAAACCAAUGGAUUGAACUCGGAGAAGAGUUUAACUUUCCCAGGAGUUGUUCCAACGCUGCAUUUGCUUUAAAACAGUACUACCUUCGAUACUUGGAGAAGUAUGAGAAAGUCCACCACUUCGGCGAGGAUGAUGAAGAAGCGCAGCCGGGGAAUCCCAAAGCCUCUCUUCCAAUCGGUGCAAUUCCCAACUCUUAUAACUACCAGCAACACAUUGUAUCAGACUAUCUCCGCCAAAGCUAUGGACUGUCUACGGAUUUCGUUCCACCGUGUGACUACAAUAAACUGGUGCUGUCUCUCCUCUCGGGCCUACCCAACGAAGUGGACUUCGCUGUUAACGUUUGCACUCUGCUUUCCAACGAGAGCAAGCACGCCAUGCAGCUGGACAAGGACCCCAAACUGGUCACGUUGCUGCUGGCCCACGCCGGCGUCUUCGACGACUCGCUAGGCAGCUUCUCCGGGGUAUUCGGGACAGACUGGAAGGAGAAAACGUCCCGGGACUUUGUCAGGUUCUGGAAAGAGGUGGUGGAGGACGCUGAAGUCAGGGAGCUGAUCUGGGACAAGGGCAGCCCAGCACAAGAUGGUACGUCGUGUGAGGAGCGCUGGCAGAGCCUCUUCCACCCGCCACGGAACCUCGGUAUCAGUGACAUGGAGGCCCAGCGGGUGCUGCAGAUUGCCGUUAUCCUGCGAAACCUCUCCUUCGAGGAGGCCAACGUCAAGCUGCUGGCGGCCAACCGAACGUGCCUGCGCUUCCUUUUGCUCUGUGCCCACUGUAACCUCAUCUCACUCCGACAGCUCGGACUGGACACGUUGGGCAACGUGGCUGCCGAGCUCCAGCUGGAUCCCGUUGACUUUCGGACGACUCAUCUGAUCUUUCACACCAUCACCAAAUGCUUGAUGUCCAGGGACCGGUUUCUCAAAAUGAGAGCCAUGGAGAUCCUGGGCAACCUCAGUAAGGCGGAGGACAAUGGUGUGCUAAUCUGUGAGUACGUGGACCAGGACUCGUACAGGGAGGUAAUGAUGCUCCUCACCCUGCCCGACCUCAUGCUCCUCAUGGCCUCCUUGGAGGUGCUGUACCUGCUGGCCCAGCUCGGAGAGAUUCCCUGCAGCAAGAUCGCCUCCGUAGACCACAGCAUAGACCUUUUAGUGCGAUUAGUAUCGGUUGACCUUCACACAUUUGGACCUGACGCCCUAACAGCGGUGCGGUUGAUUGAGCAUCAGGCCAACGCUGACCAGGCAGCCGAGGUUCGACCACAGCUGGUCGAGCAGGUACCUGCAGCCGUGCAGGGAGCACCAGCAGCUGUAACAAGGGUCCCAGUUCAAUCCACUCAACCACCACCUGGUAUUGUUGAACUAGAUGGGGAGAAAUUUACACUGCAGUGGCUAAACGCACACUUUGAGACAAACCCUGAGGGCUCUGUGUCUCGAUCAGAGAUGUACUCUGAGUACCUUGCCACGUGCAGUAAAAUGGGACGAAGCAACAUCUUGAACUCCACCGGGUUCCUUAAAUGUCUCCGGACUGUGUUCCCCAACCACACGAUGCGGCGGCAAGAGGAGCCCAAGGCCAACGGCCAGGUUCAGAUCCUUCUGGUUGGGCUAAGGCGAAGGUCAAUCCCCUUGCCCAUCCAGCUGUACUACCAGCAGUCUCAGCAGCAACAGCAGCAAAGUCCGGCAGCAGCUCCUCCACCUCCAGCAGCCCGACAUGAAGCACCUGGAGACCCUCAGGCUCCGCCUCCAGGCUUACCUCCCGGGCAUCCCAUUCUUGGACCCCAGUUUGUCCGGGCCCCAGGCCCCAGCCUCAGCACCGGAGGUGCCGCCCCAUCCAUGGCCUUGACUGCACAGGAACCUCCCCAUGCAAACCACCCGACUGUUUCUCGUCACCCGGUGCCCCCACAGGUGCCUCUGCAGUUACCACCAAAUCCUCUGGCAGCUGUGCAGCAACAGGUCCGACCUGGUCCAGUGGUCCAGAUUCCGACGUCGGCACCAGCCACCCAGAACCACAGCCCCCAGAACCCCACCGCUCUGCCUGCGGCUCAGCAACAACAGCAACACUCCCCCAUGCUCCCCACGGGGACGCCAGUCACGCUAUUUCAGCAGGUACCACAGGGCCACAUCCUCACCGCCAGGGUACAAGGUGUGUGCCCUCCGAUCACCCACCAUCCUCCCUUGCCUCAAAUCCCUCCCCUGUCUGGGCCUCAGGGUGGAGCUCCCCAGGUGGAGCCUCAAUGUGUUGCUGCAGCAUCGGCACCCUCCUCUUCCAUCCAGGUGGGAGGUAGUCAGGCGCUAAGCAUCACGGGUGUGCCCAAUUCCCAGGGGUCACGUGUCGCAUUUCAGAAUAUCGCCCCCAAACCAGCGCCAAACCAGUCAGGUGGACCAGCAGCCACAAUAGCCACUCCCAACCAGCAGCCUCAGCCUCAGCAGCAGGCGCAGAGUGUAGUAAUAGUCAGCCCCAACCCCCAGCAGAGCCCCGCCUACACCCCUGCCAUACACCAGAUUGUUCUUGCCAACCCCUCCGCUAUUCCCGGUGCCCAAACUAUCCAGAUAGCAGGGCAGCCAGGAGCUGCUUCCAGUCCCUGCCCGCCUCCUGUCUCUCACUCCAACACCCAGGUCCAGCCCAAUCAAACUGUCAGCCACGCACUGUCCAUGAAACGGCAUCAACAGCAGCAACAUCAACAGCAGCAUCAACCACAGCCACCGCUCCAAAUUAUCUCCCAGACUCCUCCCUCUCAGCCUACCUCCACUGAGUCCAGCUUGAUCAAACAGCUACUGCUUCCAAAGCGAGGGCCUUCUACGCCGGGAGGAAAGCUCAUCCUACCCGCUCCGCAGGUGCCCCCUCCCAACAGCACGAUAGCCCCUAGUCCACAGGUCAUCUACCAGGCGGGCUACAGCACACAGACUCCCUCUACUCAGCCUCAGCAGCUCAAUGUCCAGCUUGUUCCUGGCCAGCUUCCUGCAGCAGGAGCUCCAGCCCUUCAGACGGUCCAGCUCUUGCCAGGUCAACUCAUUUCCACAAGUAGUCCGGGGGCAGCUACCAUCAUCCAGGGCCCCACGGCAGCUGGACAAGUCACAUUCACCGUGGUCCCCAACACUGGCUUCACCACCUCUACUGCUGCUGUUGCUGCUGUCAGCCAGGGCGCCGUGGCUCCGGUCGUUCCCCCUCCUCCAUUCUCUACUGGAACCGUGCCCCACCACACCCCAGCAGCCCCACCACCACCACCGCCACCACUGCCAGCUCCCCUCAGAGGAGACAAGAUCAUUUGUCAAAAGGAGGAGGAGGCUAAGGAUGCCACGGGGCUGCACAUCCACGAGAGGAAGAUUGAGGUGAUGGAGAACUCGUCUUUGGCAGAAGGAGACUCCUCUAACGGCAAAGCCAGUAACGGCGAUGUCGCGGCAGGUGCGAAGCUGCUUAAUGGUCGGAAGUGCAUGGAGUCUAAUCUACCUCCAUACCACUCAGGGAACAGCCAGGGGGCACUCAAUGGCCCGGCUACGGAGAGUCACCCUGCUAAUGGGAAGCAGGCCCUCUCCCCCGGCCUGAACACCCCUCUGGAGGGCAACCCCGACCCUAAAAAGACUUUAGUCAACGGAGUGUGUGACUUUGAUCGGGGUGACAGUGGUGGCAACUUUAACAAAAACAUUCCAAAUCACAUUGCUUCCAAACAGUACUUGGGGAACGGGGAAGUUGGCCCUUCUGAAAAGAGUCACGGCUCAGACCCCCCUCUCCCUAGUCCUCCCCCCCCACAGCAGGACACUGCCAAAGCCCAGCAGGCUGAGCGCCUGGCCAACGGACCCCAGGCAGUAGGCAAUAGGCUUCCCUCGGAAUUAACAAAUGGACCUUUGGGGCUGGGCCACGCUGUGCUAAGACAGCAACUGCUCCCCAACUCCUCCCUCCCCCCCACUGUUACUGUUACCUCCCAGAGUCUUGCUGCCUCUCCUGCAAACGGAGUGGCCUCCGAGGCUCGAGGCCUCAAGAGGCCGGCUGAGAACGAGGACCGCAGCGCAGCGGCAGCAUCCUCGGGGAUCCCCAAUAAAGUGGGAGUGCGGAUCAUCACCAUCAGUGACCCCAACAACGCCGGCAGCAGUGCCACCAUGGUGGCAGUGCCAGCAGGAACAGACCCAAGCACAGUAGCCAAAGUAGCAAUAGAGAACGCCACUCAGCAGAGGAACUGCUCACCCACAGAGGCAGCUGGCUCAACGCCGACCGUAACCCCGUCCCCGCCCCCUGUAUCCCAGCCUGCACCAGCGGGACACCACAACCCUCACCUCCCAGCACAGCAAACCUCCGCAGCGCCGCCAGAGCAAAGCAGGAAAGCAGGGCAGAACUUCAAGUGUCUGUGGCAGUCCUGUAAACGGUGGUUUGAAACGCCGUCUCAGGUGUUUUACCACGCAGCAACGCAGCAUGGUGGAAAGGAUGUGUACGGAGGCCAGUGUCAGUGGGAGGGAUGUGAACCUUUUCCACGGCAGAGACUGUCCUUCAUCACACAUCUACAGGAUAAGCACUGUUCUCGAGAGGCUUUGCUGGCUGGACUCAAAUUAGAGGAGCAGCAAGCACAAAGUCCCAAUCAGACUUCUUCCCAGACUCCGCCAGUGUCUGGCAGUACUCCGGCACCGCGAGCACCGAAAGCAAUCGUCAAUCAUCCGAGCGCAGCUCUCAUGGCCCUACGAAGAGGCUCUCGAAACCUGGUCUUCAGGGACUUCACUGAUGAGAAAGAGGGACCAGUGACCAAACACAUACGACUAACUGCUGCCUUAACGUUAAAGAACAUCGCCAAGCACUCUGACUGUGGUCGCAUGUUGGUAAAGAGGCAUGAGACGCACCUCUCUGUGCUCGCGCUAAGUAACAUGGAGGUUUCCACCACGCUCGCCAAAUGCCUUUAUGAACUGACGCGCUCGCUCCAGGCUUAACGCCAAAAGGACAACCUCUACAACCCCCUCACCCACCACCCCCAUCCCUCUCCUGAGACGAGAGGACGAAGCCACCGGUGAGCCGUAGCGGGUCCACAGUGGGGGAGCAGAGGGCGGGGACCACCGCAACGAAGACCCUCCUUCUGCCGCGCCUGCCACUCCCCCAUCUCCCCCUCUCAUCCCUCACCUCCUUCCUUGCCAACCUGUGUUCCAAACCCACCCCCCUCCAUCCACACACACACACACACACAGACACACACACACAAACAUACACACACACACAAAAA